Prinia subflava (tawny-flanked prinia) is the source of this 2925-nucleotide messenger RNA. It is a transcript of the gene HEBP1, whose product is annotated as heme binding protein 1. The record is from RefSeq and is a predicted model, not a curated record. NCBI's taxonomy places the organism in Eukaryota, Metazoa, Chordata, Aves, Passeriformes, Cisticolidae. Gene Ontology annotation, molecular function: heme binding. The transcript has 4 exons. Bases 212 to 781 code for a protein of 189 amino acids.
CUUCUCGGCGCCCUCCCCUCCCCGGUUCGGCCGCCGCUCCCCGAGCCCCGUCCCGCGGCGCCGGCGGCCCUGUGCGCGCCUGGGGGCGACGGCCGCGCUGCAGGCGGGGCGGCUGCGGCCCUCCGCCUCCUCCGAGCGGGGCCGAGCCGGGCCGGCAGGGGCACGGCCGAGCGGGGCACGGCCGAGCGGGGCAGAGCUGAGCUGCGGCGUCAUGCUGGGCAUGGUGAAGAACUCGCUGCUGAGCACGGUGGAGGCAUGGCCCUGCCGCCUGCUGAGCAAGGGCGAGAAGGAUCAGGUCAGCUACGAGGAGAGGGCGUGCGAGGGCGGGAGGUUCGCGGCGGUGGAGCUGGUGGGGAAGCCGUUCGAUGAAGCCUCGAAGGAAGGGGCAGUCAAGCUCCUCAAGUACGUCGGAGGAAGCAACGACAAGGGGGUUGGAAUGGGCAUGACUGCUCCUGUCUCCAUCACUGCUUUUCCUGCUGAAGAUGGCUCCUUUCAGCAGAAGGUGAAAGUCUCUCUGCGGAUCCCAAGCCAGUUUCAAGAGAACCCUCCUUGUCCUACCGAUGAAAGCAUUAAGAUUGAAGAAAGACAGGGGAUGACCAUUUAUUCCACGCAGUUUGGCGGCUAUGCCAAAGAGGCAGAUUAUGUGAACUAUGCUGCCAAGCUGAAGGCUGCUCUGGGAAGUGAUGCUGCCUACCGCAAGGAUUUCUACCUGUGCAAUGGUUAUGACCCCCCUAUGAAGCCUUACGGACGCCGCAAUGAGGUCUGGUUUGUGAAGGAGUGAACGUCUGGCUCCCCGUGGUGCUGCCUCACACUGAUAACUUCCCCACACUAUGUCCCUGUCCUCUUGAAAAUAAACUAAUAAUUCAGCAGAUGCAAAAAACUAUCACUGCCUUUUCCCAUGCCUAUGCCUUAGUCUUUUAUGGACCAUAAAAGUAAUUUUAGAGGAACACUUGCUGACCCUCCUGAUGGUCUUGCUCCUUCAUUCAAGACCAGGUCCUCAGCCACACAGAUUCUCUUGCUGUCUCCGUGGCUUGUUUUUAUCUCCUUUAUGCUUCCAGAGUUCACUGCUGAGAAAGCCAAAUGUACCUAAUUGGCUGGUGCCUGACAGGAGUCACAUUCAAGUGUAGGCAGACCAUUAAUCUCACCUGAGACGGGCAGGGAAACAUGACAAAAGUGCAUACAGAGACUUUUUUAUCUCCUUCAGUUUGUUGCAGCUGUAAAAUGCUGCUUUUUUCUUUGCCAUUCCACAAACAAUCUAAAGGGACACAGGCAUUGCUGCCAGCACAGCACAGUGAAAAUAAACAUCCUUUACAUUAAUUCAGAGUGUGCAGAAGAUCAAUGCUUCUGUAAUCUGCCUGAGAAAUGUCAUUCAGAGAAAGAUCCAGAUUUCUGUUUCUUCAGUAUGAGGAGAAAUGUUUUAGCAUGUGCUGUGUCUUCAUCUCAGCUAGCAGCUGGGCAAUGUGUCCUAGAGACCUCAAGAUUGUUUCCUCACCUUCCUAUUACUUUUGUGUAACAUUUCUUUAAAACUAGCCUAUGCAAGGGCCAAAGCAGAAAUGUGUGUGGUUAUCUAAUUGAAUUAGAGAAAAGCAAGGCUGGCAAGAAAGCAGAUGAUUAUUACUUGUGAUCUGAGAGUGCAUUUGAAGAAUGGUAAACAUAUGGUGAAACUACUAUGGAUACCAAUCUAAAAAACUUUCCUUAAAAGGUGUCAGUUUUUGAAGGGUUACUCAGACCAGCUGUUUUCUUUAGAUGAGGAAAAGGAAAAACAUGGCCGUUCUGGAAAACAUGGACUUGGGUCAAAUAAUGAGUAGCCUCUUGGAAACUUGAAAUACAAUAGCAAGUGUGGGUCAUAUUUCAGGAAGAGUGGCAAUGCUGAAAUGUCAAGCAUCAAGCAGAAUGCCCACAGUGGGAACACUCACACUGCUACUGGCUGUGUAUAAUUCAUUACCUGCACUAAAAGAGGUGUGCUUCUCUGGUUGUUAAGUGUCCCAUAGUUCAGGUGCUUUCCAAAAGCCGUUUUUCCCCUGGAGCUGAAAGAGACAUUUGUCAUCUUGGCUUCUGGCUAGUCAAGCUGUUGCAUGUGCACCUGCUUUCUGAGAACAAAUCUCAGCAGUAAAAGGAGAAAACCUGAGGUUUUGAUGUGCUUUCCUUUUCUCUCUUGCUGAGCCAUAUAAGAGCAUUGCUGUGAAUUCCAUGAGAGUUUCAAUCACCUAUGUGCAAGAGCAGCUAGUUCAGGAUGGGUACAAAGAGCAGAUAGCAUUUAAUUAAGGAAAAAACAACCAUGACGGGGAAAAGCUAUUGGCUGUGGUUAGUGAUUGCAGUGCAAGGGAGGAAGAAUAAAAAGAGAAAUCAAGACAAGGAAUUAGGCUUUUGAAGGAAUUUUUGAAGCAGCAAAUGCCUUUUUAAGCUUGUACCUGAAUCCAAAAGGACUGUUCAUGUCCCAGAUUAUUUUAACCUGUGUGGGCUAAAUGGAGGAGCACAGUAUUGUUCAUUUUAUGCCUUCCCAGGUUUUUUUUUUUUGGAGUCUGGUGACCUGUGGUGAAUGUCCUUCAAUGACCAAAACUGUGAAAUUUCUCAAAAUUUAUCUUGUGAAAUCUCAUAUGUUAAGAAUGCCAGUAAUUAAGCUGGUAUAAACAGAGCUGCACAGCUCAGCAGCAUGGUGGGGUUCUUUUAUGAAAUGCAUACCCUCUGAACAGAGAGUAAGAGCUUCAGACCCAAAAGUGAGAGUAAACAUUUGUAGGCUCUGCCUGUGCAGCCCUGCUACUGCCAGGCUUUUGCAUCAGGCAGGCAGGAUAGAAUUUCAUAAACAUUGUUAAAUAAUGCCAAAGCCUUAUGCAAACUGAAUUACCCUUUCUGUGCAUACAAAGAUGCCUGUGUUUUUUCUGCAUUUUCUACAGUUUUGAAAUAAAAAAAAAAAGUUGUGAUUUA